AUGAAAGAAUUACAAGAUAAAGGGCUUGGCGAAAUAAAAGGAUCUGGUGGUGAACAUUAUAAUUUAAAAAUCGAUCAAUUUAAUUUUUGCGAUGAUGGUGGAAUCGAUUUUCAGAGAUUUCGAGCAAAAAAUAAUCAACGUAGAGUUAUAGGCGGUGCAGCACAAAAAGUACCAAUUCUAGCAGAUUCAUCUAAUUUUAGAGGACCAUGCUAUGAUUAUCAUCUUUAUUUCAAAAAAAGACCAUUAGAUGCUAAUCAGGAAUUUUAUUUACAAACAAAUCCUAAAU
Molecule: messenger RNA, 286 nt
Organism: Racocetra persica
Lineage: Eukaryota; Fungi; Glomeromycota; Glomeromycetes; Diversisporales; Gigasporaceae
Source: the annotation of a GenBank genome assembly